AUGGCCUUGAACGGAUAUGGUGACGAGGUCCACGAGCGCGUGGUGGAUGAGACUUUGGAUCUGAUCGACGAUCUCGACUUGGACCAAGCGCGCAGCAUUCUCCGCUGCUUCACUAUCGAUGAAGAAAACUUCGACAGGCGUGCACUCGUGGCAAUUAUGAACACUGUGCGCGCGACCCGUGACAGGUCGCAAAGCGACUACGACGCGCUGGUUCACUUUCCCGACUGCAGAGUGGCGAAGCUGAACAGGGAGCAUUUGUUGAAGUCUCAGGCCAUAGCGGCAGAGGCAGAGAGGAUCGCCCAACAAGCUGUUGAGGAUGCUCAGAGAUCAACCCACUCCAGCCAAGCCCCGGCGAUCGUUCCCGACAUCGACAACAACGAGGAUGGAUCUUAUGAUCAACACCAUGGUACAGAGGCCUCAACCUCCAUCCCUGACCUUGGAGACCCGGGAUUCGAAAAUGUUGAGACCAGACGCUUUAUGAGCGGCGCCAACGUCACUAUCAACCAUUACUACAUGAACAAAGGCACCGAUGUCCAGACUGAGCCCAAGGCCGAGCCUCAGGCACAGCCCAAGGAACAGCCCAUGAAACAGCCCAAGGCAGAGCCCGAGCUCAAGCGCAAGCGCUGUCCUAAGCCGGAGCCUAUGCCAAAUUGGCUACUCUGUGCCCUUUGCGAAGAUUGGUACCUAGAGGCGGACAAUGUGCUCCAGGAAGAUGGAAGACCUCCCUGCGGUUAUCACACCGGACAAAUUGUCAACUACGGCAACAACGAAUAUCGCGCUUUGCAGAACUAUGGCAUCCGCAUGACGGGCAGAGCGUGGAACUGUUGUCGGCGUAGUCCCCAAGCGGCGGGCUGUCAUCCUGAAUUCCAUGAGCAGGCCGAGUGA
Diaporthe amygdali is the source of this 885-nucleotide messenger RNA. RefSeq lists its product as uncharacterized. NCBI's taxonomy places the organism in Eukaryota, Fungi, Ascomycota, Sordariomycetes, Diaporthales, Diaporthaceae. The transcript has 3 exons. The record is from RefSeq and is a predicted model, not a curated record. Bases 1 to 885 code for a protein of 294 amino acids.